GUUUGCAUUUAAAUUAAAUAAGUGUACAGAAAAGCAAAUGGAAUCAACGUAUUCUGAGUAGCUUCUCGAUUGUUUGUUCGAAAGUAUUGUGACUGUCUCUCGGUCGUCGGCGAAAGUUUUCUGACGAAGAUACCCGAUGUUUCAGGUCAAUCAAACAUCAUGAAUCAGGCACCGCUUCGGCAAGGUUUCGCUUAUUCGGCCGAACCAAAUUGAUAUUCCUUCACAUCCUAUGGUGGUCCGCAGCUCAGUGUGGUUUGGACGAUAGAUCAGGCGGGCAUGGAGAAUGAAAACCGGCUAUGGUAUUUCCCUGGAUUAAAAAUCUUUCAUGCGUUGCGGCCGGAAAAGCUAUGAUACCAAAACAGGAAUUUGAGUUUGCCAAACUGCGGUUGCGGUGCAAACAUUUUCCGAAAAUUUUCCAAUAUAAAGACCAGUUGGAUUUUACGCAGAUCAUAUUCAGAACCCAGUAUGGCGGAAAAGUCAUUGAAAACAUUAGAGGCAGCGCCUGACCAAAUCGACAAUGACGAACAAACAAUAGACCCUGCACCAGACGCAUUAGCUCCUUCCACCACCCGGGCAAGCGCAAGCGUUCCGUAUUCUGCGUUCACUCGCAGCCGAAAGCAAGUCAUUGUUGCUAUUGUUGCCCUCGCUGGAGUCGCCUCAACACUCUCGGCUAACAUUUACUUUCCGGCUCUCAAUGCGAUUCAAGAGGAUUUUGGAACCACAGCUGAAAUGAUAAAUUUGACGAUAUCGCUUUACAUGGUUUUUCAGGGGCUUUCACCUUCAUUAUGGGGAUCAUUAGCGGACCAGUGGGGUAGACGGCCGGUUUACCUAUGUACGAUGGUCAUUUAUCUUGGUGCCAACGUCGGCUUGGCCUUGUCUCCCAAUUAUACCGCUCUGCUGGUUUUGAGAAUGUUGCAAGCUUUUGGUUCCAGCUCUGUUAUUGCCAUUGGUGCUGGAUGUAUUGGUGAUAUCGCUAGCCCGUCCGAGCGUGGCACAUAUUUUGGCAUCUAUUCUGUGGGCCCUAUGUUGGGUCCUAUCAUUGGUCCUAUCAUUGGCGGUGUUAUUGCUCAAAACUUGGGAUGGCGAUGGAUCUUCUGGCUGCUCACCAUCAUUGCUGGAGCAUUGUUUUUCUUGGUCCUCUUCCUCUUGCCCGAGACACUUCGAUCAUUAGUUGGUGAUGGAUCAGGGUAUGCAAACCCUACGCCAACACAAUGGUUGCAGGCCAAAGCUUUACGAAAAGAUACCCCCGAACCAAUCACUCCCAGUGGACAAAAGAGUCGAUUCCUUCAACCUCCCAAACUACUCCAGCCUUUGCAAUAUAUCUUUUAUCCGGAUGUCGCCGUGUGCUUGUUCUGCAACGGCAUUCCUUACGCUGUCUUCUACUGCGUACUCUCAAGUACAUCGUAUCUUUUUGAAACCAUCUACGGAUUGAACGAACAACAAAUUGGUCUAUGCUAUAUUGCCAAUGGCGUCGGUUGUAUUCUCGGUGGACUGAUCAUAGGAAGAGUGCUUGAUCGUGACUUUCGAAUCACUGCGGAGAAGCAUGGAUACGACAGCAGCAAAUUAUCCAGAGGUUCAUUGGGUGCUGAUUUCCCUAUCUUCGAAGCUCGUCUUCGCAGCAUCUGGGUACCUCUUUUCUUGUUUGAUGCUCUUAUCAUCAUUUAUGGGUUCUUAUUGUGGCGCGAUGUUUCUCUCGCCGGCAUCCUGGUCGUACAGUUCUUCCUCGGUAUCUGCGUUACAAGCUUGUUCAAUCUUUAUCAAACAAUGCUCAUCGACCUGUUCCCAAAGAACAGCGCCUCCAUCACUGCAUCCAAUAACCUUGUCCGAUGUCUCCUGGGUGCUGCAUGCACUGCUGCUAUCCAGCCCGGUAUCACCAGCAUUGGCGUCCAGUAUAUGUUCUUGACCGUCGGAUUGAUCGUUGUCGCCACCACCCCGGGUAUCUUUGUCAUGCGCAAGUAUGGUCCCAGGUGGCGACGUAACCGAAUGGAACAGCAAGCUGCCGCGUUGUUGACAACUUCAGAGAAGGCAGCAACUGAUAUCACCAAAUAGACCAGAUUCCCCCCAUCAUCCUUCUUGUUAAUAUAAUAUCCAACUAGAGUGGUUUUCUUCAUUUGCGAAAAAGCUUAUAAUAUAAUAUGAUAAAAAAUAAUAAUUUUAGGAGUCGGUCGGUACUAUUCUAUCGGUGCUUUCUAACCAGUCGAUGACAGCUGAGCUCCUUAAUGACUUGUUCAAAAUUGCACUGAAGGGGAAUGACUUGGCUGCCAUACGCCGGAAUACCCUUGAAGUACAGUGUGUGAGUUGCCAACUGAAAACUGAGAUCUAAAACUGUUUAUCUUACCUGAAUCGAUUGCCGCUGCUUAGAGCGAACAAUUCUUUGAUCAGCCUCCUGGACCUCUCUGUGUG
Messenger RNA from Umbelopsis ramanniana AG, 2403 nucleotides. RefSeq lists its product as uncharacterized. Gene Ontology annotation, biological process: transmembrane transport. NCBI's taxonomy places the organism in Eukaryota, Fungi, Mucoromycota, Umbelopsidomycetes, Umbelopsidales, Umbelopsidaceae. The record is from RefSeq and is a predicted model, not a curated record. Bases 466 to 2049 code for a protein of 527 amino acids. Gene Ontology annotation, molecular function: transmembrane transporter activity. The transcript is spliced from 9 exons.